AUGGCAACUAGUGAUUAUCAAUUAUCUAAUGACAAUGGGAGUUACAGUCCUUUUUUUGAAAAGAAACUGAUCGAAGAAAAGCGUAAAGAUGGAUACUGGAUUGAAGCUUUUAAAGUUGACAAUCAAAAUCCUAUUGGAUUGAUAGGAUAUGGACUUAGUUGUGGAGAAGUCAAUUUUUAUCCAAAUCCAUGCACAACUACAGAACCAGGAAAGGCAAUUCGUAUUCAAGAUCUACCAGGCCCUGUAGCCAUGGAUCAAGCUGAUAUUACAGGCAAUGGAAUUAAUGACAUUAUUAUCUGUUAUCAAUAUGGUAACACAAUGGUAGAUUGCGAUCCCACCGGGGGAAAGAUCAUAUGGUUGCAAAAUCCAGGACAGAAACUCGAACAAGAACAAUGGAUAUCCCAUUAUAUUGGAAGAUCUACAGCAAUGCACAGACUUAAAGUCGGCCAUUUCACACAAAACAAGCGUUUGGAGAUUAUAGGUUUGCCUAUUGUAAACGAGCCAUAUAAUUUACUUGCACCAGUACCUGUGCUAUUAUUUCAACAACCUAACGAUGUAUUAAAUACUAAAGAGUGGCCUUGUGAAAUAAUUGAUAAAGAAUUUUUUCAUCUGAUUCACGAUGCAAAAAAAAUUAAUACCGGCGCAUUAGAUAAUCUUCUUAUUGCAUCACGCGAAGGCAUUAAUUGGCUUUACUUUGAUGAAAAAUUUCACAAAUGGACUAUUGAACAUAUUGGAGAAGGAGAACAAGAAGAAAAGCGCCAAACAACUUAUUACGGUAGUGGAUGUGUAGAUGCAGGAAAAGUUGGAAAUGAUUCUUUUGCGUAUAUUCCUACUGUCGAACCUUUUCAUGGAAAUGUAGUUGCUGUCUACAUUAAAAGUACUGACAAUUAUUUGAAACAAAUUCAAUGGAAAAGAUAUGUGCUAGAUGUUUAUGGAUGUCCUAACGAACAUGGUGAAGGUCCAGCCCAUCAUAUCGUUUGCGCUGACUUUGACAAAGAUGGAGACGAUGAAUUCUUAGUGGCACUUCGAGGACCAUCUCCAAAUCAAGGUGUCUACUAUUAUAAACCUAUAGAUCUUUCUUGUGGUUUAUUUGCCAAAUGGAAAGUUAGUAGUGAUUCUGCUGCUAGAAUUGCUGUUGCUGAUUUUGAUAAUGAUGGCUUGCUAGACUUUGCAACCAUUAGUUAUUACGUUCCUGGGUAUUACGAAGCUGAAAAUCCAUCUAUUAACAUCUAUUACAAUCGAUUUGCCAACAAGAGGGUACAAGGUCAAAAAGAGAUACAAGUGACGAAGCAAAGCAAUAAACUUUUGUUCAAAGUUCCGAGGCCAAACAAAGCAUUAAAAUACGAAACACUGCCAUUUACUGCUGUAGGAGGUAUAGCUUUAUCUUUAGAAGUCAUACCACCUUGUAGUUCACGUCAAGUCAGUAAAAACACCUAUAUCAAGGUUCUUUCUGGAGUUAUAAAGUGGACGAGUUCUGCUACAAAAUCAUCUGAAGAGGUACAUCAUUCGCGCAUGUUUCUCUGUGCACCAAAAAGUGUUGCUUCGCUUGAGAUACAAAGUAAUGAAAAUAGACUAUCAACUGGUAAAGAAGGUGCCAUUUUGCUUGUAUUAAAAAUGGAUGAAUCCAUGAAAGAUGUUCCUCAAUUUGAUUCCAUUGGAAAAGUUACGAUUGAGAAUACAUUACCAGAGUACUGUUCUGAUGAAACUCGUAAACUUGGUUUUCAAUUUGUCAAAUGUGAUAAAUAUGAAUGGGGAAAGGAUAAAUUCAAGGGUCUUGAAUUUUACAAUCUAACAGGUUUUAUAAUUGAUUUUGCUGACAAUGAUGAACAUCUUUGCCACAUGCAAAUGUGGGCUGCGGGACAAGGUGUAAAUUGUGGAGUACGCAAUCUUUCUGAUACUAUAUUCUGCGAAGUUCAUGCUUGUAUCGUCAAUGGAACUGGACAAGGUGGCAUACAAUAUCUCAGAAGCUCGAAAGAAGAGUAUGAUCCACUCACUACUCCGGAUUCAAAAUUCGAAAAUUUACCAGUACCAUCUUUUUAUGAACAUGGUCCUAUAUGGGACAUCGAUGCACAAAAAAAAACAGUUUUCCGAGAAAAUGGUACUGUUGUAUAUCCUUGGCACAAAUGGCAAUCUGGCAACAAUGGUUCAUCGAUUCAAUCAUUUGACAUUUGGAUUACUUUUGAAUUCGAUGCUCAAUUAUCAGCUUUACCUUAA
Rotaria socialis is the source of this 2214-nucleotide messenger RNA. The record is from the annotation of a GenBank genome assembly. Lineage: Eukaryota; Metazoa; Rotifera; Eurotatoria; Philodinida; Philodinidae.